GCGGCGGCGGCUGCGGCGGCGGCGGCGGCGGCGGCAGAGCGCGCGCGCGCGGCCCCGCGGCGCAGCGAAACCCGGAGCAGGCCCCGCCGCCAUGGCCUCGUUGCUCAAGGUGGACCCGGAGGUGAAGCUCAAGGUCGAUUCCUUCAGGGAGCGGAUCACGAGCGAGGCUGAAGAUCUGGUGGCAAACUUUUUCCCAAAGAAGCUGUUGGAACUCGAUGGGUUCCUCAAAGAGCCCAUCCUGAACAUUCAUGAUCUCACCCAGAUCCAUUCGGACAUGAACCUCCCAGUGCCUGACCCGAUUCUGCUCACGAACAGCCACGACGGACUGGACGGGCCAAAUAUGAAAAAGAGGAAGCUGGAAGAGCGCGAAGAGACCUUUCAGGGUACCAAAGUGUUCGUGAUGCCCAACGGGAUGCUGAAGAGCAACCAGCAGCUGGUGGACAUCAUCGAGAAAGUCAAACCGGAGAUCAGGCUGCUCAUCGAGAAGUGUAACACGGUGGGUAUGGGCGGCAGCUCUGCGUGCUGGGGCCGGAGCGCUUCUGAUCCUAGCGAGGCAAAGCUUCGCGGAGCAGCAGGAGCAGAGCCCCUCUGUCUCUGUGAACGAGGAAACUCACAAUUCCUCUCCCUUUCUAGAGGUGGCUGGGAGGUAGGUGUAGGGAAAUGUUCUUUUUCUGAGCCCCCAGGGGGCUCCACAGCACACCUCGCGGAGGAGGAGGAGGUCUGUUUUGCCGCCUCCUUCCCCGAGGCCUUUCUUCACCCUCCUUUUGCACAGUCAGACGCCUGCUGGGGGCUGCUUUGGCACAGCCAGGAGAGCUUCUCGUGGGAAGCCGUGCUCGUGCUGGCUUGCGUGGCAUCCCAGCCACGUGGGAAACAAUCCGCUCAGAAGUGUCGUGAGCACAGAGGACCUGCAGGGGUUGAUCACGAGCUGCGUGGCAAAGGCAGGGCCUUAGGGGGGCUUGAGAGAAGACCUGUGAAGAUCCUGGCGUUGAUCUGUUCUGUGAUCUCUCCGCUGCAGGUCAAAAUGUGGGUGCAGCUUCUCAUCCCCAGGAUAGAAGAUGGGAACAACUUUGGUGUUUCUAUUCAGGAGGAAACAGUUGCUGAGCUUCGAACCGUGGAGAGUGAGGCGGCGUCCUACCUGGACCAGAUUUCUAGAUAUUAUAUCACAAGAGCAAAGUUGGUUUCCAAAAUAGCUAAGUACCCUCACGUGGAGGACUACCGCCGCACGGUGACGGAGAUCGACGAGAAGGAGUACAUUAGUCUGCGCCUGAUCAUUUCAGAGCUGAGGAAUCAAUAUGUCACUUUGCAUGACAUGAUCCUUAAAAACAUUGAGAAGAUCAAGAGGCCUCGGAGCAGCAACGCUGAGACCCUCUAUUAAGUGUCAACGUUUGAACUUGAGAACUGUUCAGUCAACUAAAGACCGUCAUUGCCUUGGUUUGUUACGUGACUAUCGAGAUGGGAAACUGGCUGGAAAUAGUAUUGCAUUCUUAGUUAAAAUCUAAAGAAAUUCUCGCCUA
Molecule: messenger RNA, 1514 nt
Organism: Cygnus atratus (black swan)
Lineage: Eukaryota; Metazoa; Chordata; Aves; Anseriformes; Anatidae
Gene: PSME3
Product: proteasome activator subunit 3
Exons: 10
Coding region: 92-1375 (427 amino acids)
Biological process (GO): regulation of proteasomal protein catabolic process; positive regulation of endopeptidase activity; regulation of G1/S transition of mitotic cell cycle
Cellular component (GO): proteasome activator complex; cytoplasm; nucleoplasm
Molecular function (GO): endopeptidase activator activity
Source: RefSeq, a predicted model, not a curated record